AUGCAGAAACCCUGCAAUAAUGCUAAUUUAACCCAUCUAAUCAGUGUUCAGGAGGAAGUAAUUAACAGCAAUUCAUCACCUGCUAUCAAAAACAUGAAGAAAUUCAUACAAUCUAAAAUAAACCAUACGGAAAACAUUCCGAAUCAAAUUGCCGAGACCACAGCACCAUCGCCUGCCGAGAAGAAACCCCACGUCACUCCUGCAAAUGUACAGCCACCAUUACCAUUAGUGCCUCCACCGCCUGACAUACCGUGGACUCCAGUGAAAGUAAAAGAGGAAGUCGAAGAUGCCGAGUAUAAGCAGGAGUUUAAAUAUGAGGCGAAAGAAGAAAAAACUGAGCAAGAAGAUGUUAAACCUCGCGAAGUAUGUCGAGACUUUAUACGUGGCACUUGCAAGCGUGUUGGUCCAUGUAGGUACGCUCAUAAGUUUGACCUAUCUCAGCUUGUUGGGGUUUUUACGUUCUGUCGAGAAUUUCAGACUAAACGCUGUUCAUAUCCUAAUUGCAAAUAUGUGCAUGCUGAUGUUUUUGAGGAGCAAAACUUUUAUCGUACAGGAUAUUUACCUCCUCGUGCUUUUGCUCAUCAGAAAAAAGCUCCCGAGGCUACAAGUACUACCACAUCUACCACAGUCACCAUGACCCCAAUGAUUCAAAAUCUUGCACCACCACCCCCACCACCAGAACCAGAAGAACAGCAAUCUCAUCUGCCCCCAGAGUUUGGAUUUUCAAAACCUCCACCAACAUUGCCUGAUAAUUUGUUAAAGGAGUAUGCAGCUUUGCAUUCUACUGACCCCAUCUUAGAUAUGGUUCAAUCCAACCCUCUGAAACGCUCGUGGAAUUCUUUGGAUGGAUGUGGGUUAUUAGAUCUAGAACUAAAUCUAAGUAAUCUUAAUAAAUGUAAAAACUGUGACAUACUGGAGUUUUGCCUCCAACACAGCAGGAGCAAAUUACAGAAAAUUAUAGUUAGUUCUGAGGCUUUAAAGGUUAAAUGUGACAAAUUAGAUCGUAAGAUUGCCAAAUUAGAUUCUAUUCUUAUGAAAGUCUUACGACCAAAUCAGUCAUCAUUUUUGUCAAGUGCUCAUGACUUGCAAUAUAGUAGAGAUAUAUUGUCGUGGGAAAAAAUUUCUUCAUUGUGGAAUUUAUAG
Molecule: messenger RNA, 1143 nt
Organism: Pieris macdunnoughi
Lineage: Eukaryota; Metazoa; Arthropoda; Insecta; Lepidoptera; Pieridae
Source: the annotation of a GenBank genome assembly